Messenger RNA from Paracoccidioides lutzii Pb01, 1539 nucleotides. RefSeq names its product rhizobactin siderophore biosynthesis protein rhbD. Bases 1 to 1539 code for a protein of 512 amino acids. The record is from RefSeq and is a predicted model, not a curated record. Gene Ontology annotation, biological process: siderophore biosynthetic process. The transcript has a single exon.
AUGUCAUCUCCCUCCGUUGUCCAUCUUCCCAAUGACCUAUCCCUCUCCAUCACCCCCGUGUUCGGAGGUAUCACCUUCAAGUUGAAUGAAAUGGCCAUAGGCACCUCCGUCCUACCUCCUGGCUGGACUAUUGUCAUUCGAACAGAGAAACGCGACUCUAAUCCUAAACAAGAGCAUCUCUCACCCCCGCAUUCCGUUGGAUCCGGUGCAAUCCAUUCUGGGGAAGCGUCGUUAUCGUCCACUCCACCUGGGACACCAACGGAGGACAAGCACCAUCAUGGCCCGUUCACAAAGCCCACUCUGAACGGCGACUACCUAUUCAUUUCCUCGAUAUCCCUUCCCUCUACCAGCGAUUUCAAGCCCGCCACUUCGCCAACUCGUCAAAUUGCCAUGUUGCUUUAUGCGACUCUUUGGUGGUAUUUCCACCAACCUGCUCCAAGCCGGUUUGUCUCCACCGAAGAGUCCAAAUCAACCCCAGACCCUGCAAAACCAAAGGGGGAAUGGCGCGUUUAUAUCAAGCGGCAGGGUAUCUUCACCGGAAAACAUCUAAUGCAAAAGCUGGAACGGAUGGGUUUGGUUAGAAGCGAAGAAUCCUUCGUGGGCUGCCAGCCUUUUGAUGUACACGAUGCCACAGGAUGGUCGACCAUGUUUAUAAGCCAUCGUACCUUUUGGCAAAUUGAUCCUCGCAUUUUUCUCUUCAAGUUGUGUCCCCAGACGACCGUACCACAUACGGUCGAGUUUCCCAUCACCCCACGCCCGAGUUCUGGCCCAUUUGCUACGGAAAUUGCCGGAAACAUCAGCGGUUCGGGGCUGAUCAGUCCAACAGAAAGUAUGUACUACGGUGUCCCCACUAGACACGGGGAUCCAUUUACUUCCGGGAGUUGUUUACCUACCUUUUUUCCACCGCCGCCUUCGGAAUUUAUCUUCACAAAAGGAAUCCGACAUCCUGUCCGCCAGAAACCUCCACGACAAGGUGAAGUGUUUUACACCCGCUAUAUCCCUAGUUUAGGCCAGACACUGUCAUUUCGGGUUCCACUCUUACCUCCCAAGCUCCCAACCGUUUUAGACAGCCUAAAAUAUUACCACUCAAAAUCUAGGAGCGUUGCCUCACUUUCAACCACGAGUUCUGGUGAUGCAUCUCCAAAGGAUUACCCCUCUGAUAUCGAACUCUUGUCCAAAUGGAUGAAUAAUCCUCGAGUGAGCAAAGCCUGGGGUGUUGCCGGGCCCCAAUCCGUUCAAGAAAACUUUCUCCGUGAUCAACUCAACUCUCGACAUUCCUUCCCUGCUUUUGGUUGCUGGGAUGGCCAGCCGUUUGGGUAUUUUGAAAUAUACUGGGUAAAGGAAGAUCUCUUGGGAAGAUUGGUACCUGGGCCGGUUGGCAACUAUGAUCGGGGUAUCCACUGUCUUGUAGGUGAGGAAAACUUCAGAGGACCGCACCGGGUGCCAGUUUGGCUCUCAUCCUUGGUUCAUUUCUGCUGGCUGGCCGAUAGUAGGACGGAAACUGUAAUGAUGGAGCCAAGGGUCGACAACACAAAGUAA